Molecule: messenger RNA, 898 nt
Organism: Hypanus sabinus (Atlantic stingray)
Lineage: Eukaryota; Metazoa; Chordata; Chondrichthyes; Myliobatiformes; Dasyatidae
Product: tumor necrosis factor receptor superfamily member 11A-like
Exons: 7
Coding region: 131-898 (255 amino acids)
Biological process (GO): ossification; lymph node development; multinuclear osteoclast differentiation
Cellular component (GO): external side of plasma membrane
Molecular function (GO): cytokine binding; tumor necrosis factor receptor activity
Source: RefSeq, a predicted model, not a curated record
UGUACCGAGAGCUGAUGGUCACCAGGGUAGGUUCCCGGACCCUGCUUGGUCUCCACCGGGUCGGCUGCGAGGUACCGCCCGCCCGCGGGGCACAUUUCGGAGGGGCGCCUCCGCUGCGUCGGUCGCUGACAUGGAGCCAAGAAGCCCCGUUCUCCAGACCUGGACUGGCAUUUUCUUGUGUUGCUACGCGUUCGCCGCACAUGGAACACCACAGCAACUGAAUUCAGGGUGUGCUCACCAUUUUGACAAAGCAAGGAAUUGCUGCAAUGAGUGCCAAGCAGGCUUCCAUCUCUCAACUCCAUGUACGGCGGAGAAACCGGUUGAAUGCAGACCUUGCGGAGAAGGCGAGUACCUGGACCACAAUAAUUCUCAGACAGAAUGCUUGAAACAGGUGGAGUGUGAUGAAAUGAAGGGAUUUGAGGUUCUCCGUAUAGGAGAUGCAGUGACUGCUACGCAAUGCACAUGUAAGGCAAAUUACCACUGUGCGCAGGACUGUGAAUACUGCCUCAGGGACAACCCCUGCUUCCCGGGGUUUGAAGUGAAAGAAAAAGCAAACAGGAAAGCUGAUACUGAGUGCAGACCGUGUCCUCCAAUGCAUUUUUCAAAUGAGACGUCAUUUACGGUGAAGUGUGUGCAACGGACAAAUUGCACAGUCCUUGGACUAAUGGAGAAAGUGCCGGGCAACUCUACAGCUGAUGCUGUAUGCUUCGCAGUUGGUGCAUCAACAUCACUCAGUUCAGUGUUCUCCAUACAACGUGCCUUUAAUCCCAGGCCAUCUGCCAGUAUGCCAUUGGCAUUCCCAAGCAACUCACAGUUCACUAACUCUUGUGGUGAAGUUAGAAGGGACAAGGAGCAAGCGGAAAGGUCAAGUGGAGAACUCCAGAUGUAUUCAGCAUGA